AUGGCUUCUGCGGAACAACGACAGACUAUUGCGAUGACGAAUGUCAAGACGAAUAUGGGCAAUGUGGAGAUGCUCCCGCGCCAUCAUGCUCGGGCGCGUCAGCAGGGAGAACUGUGGGUUACUAUGAAGCUUGGAGUGUGCAUGUCGAAGACACCUAGCGACUUGGACGCUACUGGCUUCACGCAUCUAGUCUUCGCAUUCGCAUACUUCCACCCAACGACAUUCCAGAUCACGCCCAUGGACGCUGCCGACAUUCCUUUAUAUUCCGAGUUCACAGGUCUGAAGUCAAGAAAGGCUUCCUUGCGGACAUGGAUAGCAAUUGGAGGCUGGAGCUUCAAUGACCCCGUCAAUGUACCUGAUACUCAAAGGGCAUUCAGCGACAUGUCUUCUUCAUCAGAGAGUUGCGCUGCUUUCAUUCGAAGCUGUCUUCAAUUCAUGCAGACGUAUGGAUUCGAUGGAGUUGAUCUCGAUUGGGAGUAUCCAGGUGCUUGGGAUCGGGGAGGAAUCAAUGCCGAUACCCAAAAUCUCGUGUCCCUAUUGCAAGAGAUGCGAGCAGCCUUCGGCAACUCAUACGGUAUUAGCUUGACCCUGCCGUCAAGCUUCUGGUAUCUUCGAUGGUUCGACAUCAAUGGCAUGCAAGAUUAUGUGGACUUCUACAAUUUCAUGUCUUACGACAUCCACGGUGUUUGGGACUCUACGAACAAGGAGACCGGCCCAUACAUCAGACCACACACUAACCUCACCCAGAUCAAGUAG
Messenger RNA from Fulvia fulva, 756 nucleotides. Its product is annotated as Chitotriosidase-1. NCBI's taxonomy places the organism in Eukaryota, Fungi, Ascomycota, Dothideomycetes, Mycosphaerellales, Mycosphaerellaceae. Gene Ontology annotation, molecular function: chitin binding; hydrolase activity, hydrolyzing O-glycosyl compounds. The coding region runs from base 1 to 756 and encodes 251 amino acids. Gene Ontology annotation, biological process: carbohydrate metabolic process. The transcript has 4 exons. The record is from RefSeq and is a predicted model, not a curated record.